Messenger RNA from Pseudovirgaria hyperparasitica, 606 nucleotides. RefSeq lists its product as uncharacterized. The transcript is spliced from 2 exons. The coding region runs from base 133 to 486 and encodes 117 amino acids. The record is from RefSeq and is a predicted model, not a curated record. Gene Ontology annotation, cellular component: cytoplasm. Gene Ontology annotation, biological process: amino acid activation for nonribosomal peptide biosynthetic process; secondary metabolite biosynthetic process. Gene Ontology annotation, molecular function: phosphopantetheine binding. Lineage: Eukaryota; Fungi; Ascomycota; Dothideomycetes; Acrospermales; Acrospermaceae.
GUCGGUUAAACUUUUAAUUAAGGGCGUGGUUAAUUUAAUAUAUCGCAAAAGAGAAAACAUUGCAUCUUUUUAUGAUUCCUUUGGAAUUAGUAGUAAUUACCGCUUAUAGGGUCGAAGCUGCCGAUAUCGAAGAUGUAUUUCCUUGCGCUUACGGCAAAGCAUCCAGGAGAUUACGUCGCCCGCUAUGCAUUUCGAUUGUUACCUAUAAUUGACAUUCAAUGUCUACGGGUCACAUGGAUUCGAGUAGUAGCAGAAAAUCCGAUACUUCGCACACGAAUUAUUGAUAUCCCGACACGAGGACUGGUUCAAGUGGUGGUCACGAAACAUUCAACACUGCACGCCUGCCAAACUGUAAACAUGAUACUUGUUGAGUAUCUUGACUUGGAUCGCUCAGCACUUACGGGUCUGGGACUGCCACUCGUGCGAUCUGCUGUCUUGCAAGAAACUCACGCAGAUGCGGAGCUGUCGCAGAGCUUUUUUAUUUAGACACUCCACCAUGCAGUGUACGAUGGUUGGUCGAAGACCAUUCUCUUUGAACAACUUGCCACGGCCUAUCAUUUAGCACAGGACCCGAGCAAAGGAUUGCCUCAUGCGGUACCACCUCAA